Molecule: messenger RNA, 6051 nt
Organism: Closterium sp. Yama58-4
Lineage: Eukaryota; Viridiplantae; Streptophyta; Zygnematophyceae; Desmidiales; Closteriaceae
Source: the annotation of a GenBank genome assembly
AUGAUGGCAGGCAGCAGACCGCUGGGCUGUGCGUGGGGCAGUGCACGGGCCAUGCCGGCGCCAUUCAGUGGGGCCUCGGCGCCUCUGCCAUCCGACACGUUUGACAACGUGCCCCAGUCGCUCUCAGAGGGUGACAGGAAGCCGCGGCGAAUUCAGAAGCCCAAGACACCAGCAGCAGAGAAGUGUCUGCGCAAGUGCGUGGGCACGUGCAUCAGGGGAGGGGCGGGCGCACCUGGGGAAGGGCCUAUCAACGUUGAGAGGCCCAUUGUGGUUUUCAAGUCUGAAUUCAGGUCAAGACAAUACUGUCUAGUGGAAUGUAGUGAGAUCUGCAACCUUUUAUGGAGCCUAAACCAAGCUGCCGCCGCCGCCAUUCCGAAUGCUAAUACCGAAACGAAGCUUCGGCGAAUCCAGUUCUCUCAGGCGGAGCUGAAUGCCGCCACUACUCUUCGCGCUGCUCAACGGCCGCAAGCCCCACGCAGAGGCGGCGGGACGGCACAGCUGGCGCAGCGGGAGCGCACGGAGGCGCCAACCGAGCUCCGCGUUCCCCUUAACGGCGCCGCGAUGAGCGUCGCGUCGCUCAGUGAAAUGCUCCUCGUCCGCCCACGCGGCGCCGCUGCCGGCGCAAAACAGUCAUCCGCGGAAGCAGACGGUUACGCGUCCUGCCCGCAGUUCCAACCCUGGAAAGGCGCGCUUGCGCGCAUCUCCGCGUGCAAGUGGCGCAGACCGGGUUCCGCCACCCCCGCGGGCCCCUCCUCCCCGUCCACCGCUUUGCGGCUGUUUAUGAUCGAUUUUCUGGAAGACAAGAGAGGCCGCGCGGUUGAGAACGAGUGCCGCGAUCGGCGCUGGAUCUGGCCGCGGCCGCUCGUCACGGGCGGAGAGGUUUGCGUCGACGAGGCGGACGAGCUUCGAGUGGACGGCGACGAUCUUAACGAUGAUGACAAUAACGAGGAAGAGCUGCCGGAGCUCGUGGGCGCGGCGGAGCUCAUGGAGCGCGUGCGCGCGGCGCUGGGGCAGCGGCGCGGGGAGCAGCGGUCGCGGCUGGAGGCGAACGAGGCGGACGAGGUGGUGGAAGUGGGCGCGCUGGGGGGAGGCGGAGUGCUGCGCUUUAAUGACGUGUUUGUGAACUCUAAGGGGACUGUCUUUAACGAGAGCCACGUGUUUGCAGUGGACGCGUGCGGGCGGGGCCAGUGGAGCCGGCAGGGCGGCGCAGUGAAGGCGCUAAAAGAUUCGAUUUCUUUUGCGCCAGGGACUCACGUGAGCGUGCACGAGCACCUGGUGAAUCUCCUACCGUACGAGCAGGAGGACGCGGAGCAGCAGGCGGAAGACGCGGAGGAGGCGGAGAUGGCGGAGCGCGGGCUGCGGGGGACGGACUGGGUGGCGCAGGCGCGGCUGCACAACAGCAAGGAGCGGCUGCUGGCGCGGCUGCUGCCCGCGCUGUACCUGGUGGCGACUGCGCUCAUGCCUGACGCGAGACAGUACCCCCUGCUGCUGCGUAGCGAACAUCUUCUGGAGCAUCUGGGUCGCAGCAUGUUCGGGGUGGACUUGGCGUCGCUAUCGGUGCACCACCUACCCGCCAGCAGGCAGCAUCGCGAAGGCCAUCGCCACCUCUUCUACGCGAAAACACUGUUCAUGCCCGUCCAUGCCAGCAGCGUGUGCGGCCUCUCCUCCUCCGGCCGCCCGCGCGCCCCCGACGUGCUCUGGCUGGCCCUCCGCGGCCACCACCUGCUACCCCCCGAUGGCCUCCCCAUCCUCUCCCCCGACUGGACCCCCCGCCUCCCCGCGUCCGCGCAACCCGCCUCUUCCCCGCAAUCCGCUCCGCCAGCCGCGCACCCGCUGCACCACCUCGCGGUGGGGCGAACGCUGCCGGAGGAUUGGGUGGUGGUGGUGUCGCUCGUGUGGAGCGCGCACGUGAUUGCUCGCGGCGGCGGGGGCGUGGGCGACGGGAACGCGCGGACGGCGGAGACGCGGCACACGGAGGAGGCGAUGGAGGCGAUCGUGGGGAUGCUGCGCGAGCUGUAUUCGGAGGAGCGCGUGGUGGUGUACGAGGAGCAUCUGCCGCUAAGGAAAGCCAAGGCGUUGUUCUCGCGAACGAUUCUGCUGGUGGGACCCACGUCGCCGGCGCUCUCGAAUAUCAUCUUCAUGCCGUUCAAUUCAACGGUUAUCGAGAUCUUACCGUACGUUGUGAACGGCACGUUAGAGUCUAGCAAGAGCAAGGUUGAGGAUUUGCAGCGAGAUGGGAAAACCGGUGGGAAGUUGGCCAACCAGCAGAGCACUGCCACGUGGCACUACAGGCUUUCUGAACGGGUGGGUGUGCAUCACCUGCUGUCCGUGUGCGAUCCCGAGAGGAACCACAUGGACGAAAGCGAGAUGUGCCACGUGGACGAAGUCUACGCGACGGUAACCGCAUCCCUGCGGAAGAACCCGGUGCUGCGCGAAGCCACAGGGUUACCACCCGUGACCUUCCCCCCUGACGACGUCAGCAGACUGGGUGAUUUCAGCGAUUUUAUUCCCGGAUCGAGGCUGCGGAAGGGGACGGGGCAGGUGGCGGGAUUUCGGCAGUGGGCGGAGUGUGUGGCGGAGAGGGGGGAGUGGCGCUUCAACGCUACUCCGCGGGUGCUGGCGUGGCCGGAUCACGGAGUCGAGAAGUGCGACGCGGAAUGGGAGGCCGCAGGCGGAAUCGCGUCGACAAAAGCGGAUAAGGUCGCGGCACGCGGGCCAGCAGCUGCAGCCGAUUGGAAGGUUCGAGAUACGCUCAAGUACGAAUGGGUGGUCCCAACAAACAAAUGUCCAAAGGCUACUGGCUUCGGAGCAGCGCAGCUGGCAGUGCCUAGUUCCGAAGUGCUGAACCCGCAAGAACUCUUUUCGAGGUUCGAUGGUCGAGGGUUGUGUGAGCUGGCGUGGCGGAGAAAAGGCGGGCUGCGGGUUGCGUUUCUUGGAGAUUCCUUAUCUCGGGAAUCCCACGUGAAUUUCGUGAACAACAUCCCGUGGGGCUUCUUUUCGCCUGACCCCCCCUCCCCGCACAUCCAUGCAUGCGCGUGGCGGCCCAUGGCAGCUGACGAUGCCCUCUCUGGUACCCUUCCAGUCAGCCAGAGCAGCAAGAGCAGUGCGAGCAGCAGCGCGGUUCUGGCGAGGCUGUCUGGUUUUAUGCAGCAGUUUCUGGCCGACAGGGCAAGCGGGGCAGGCGGCGGGGGAGGCGGCGCAGUGGGUGGGGGGAGCGGCAGGGCGGGAGGGGUCGGCGGUGCUGCAGUGGGUGGGAGGAGCGUGGCCGUGCAGCAGGACUGCGCGCACUGGAAGUGGCUGUGGCCGCGCCCCCUGGUGACACGUGGCGAGAUGUGUUUGGACGAGGACGAGGUGUGGGAAUUCGUGGAAGAAUGGGUGCGGGCGGAGCAGGAGACACAGCAGAAGCUGAUGGCGAGUGAGAGGAAGAAGGAGAGGCAGAAGGAGAGGCAGAAGCAGGGGCUUGUGAAGGAGGAGAUUGCUGGGGAGGAGAGUCCCCUAGAAGGGUUAGAGGUUGAUCCUAAGGAGGCGAGGGUGCACAGUGGGGGGACGAGGGGGCUGGUGCGCCUGCUGCCAGCGCUCUUCCUGCUCGCCUCCUCUCUCAUGCCCACUGCCCGUCGCUUCCCCAUUCUGCUAAAUCACGACCAUCUGCUGUCACAUCUAGGCCCGGAUGUCUUUGGUGUUGACCUCGCUCCACUGGCCAUCCGCCAUCCCUCACUACUGUUUCACAACACCUACAGCAGCAGCAGCGACGCCUCUUACAACGACCCAGGCAGUGGCCCUGACUUAACCACCAACCCCAUCACCACCACCGGCAUGCCUCCCCACCUCUUCUUCGCUCGCACCCUCCUCCUCCCCAUCCACACCCCCAGCCUCUGCGGCCUCUCAGCACCUCCGCUCACCGCACUGCACUCCUCUCCACCGCGCACCCCUGACGCCCUCUGGCUGGCCCUCCGCGGUUUACACCUGCUGCCCCCCCACGGCCUCCCCAUCCUCUCCCCCGACUGGACCCCCCGCCUCCCCUCGCCCCUGCAAAUGCCGGCACCUGAAAAUUCACCUGAAGAUUCACCUGAAGUUUCACCUGAAGAUUUUCCUGAUGGGCUGGUGGUGGGGCAGUUGCUGCCGGAGGAUUGGGUGGUGGUGGUGUCAGUGGUGUGGAGUACGCAUGUGAUGGAAGGAGGGGGAGGGGGGGAGGGAGUGAGGGAGACAGAAGCAGCCAUACAUGUGAUUAUAGCGAUGCUCAAGGAGCUGUUCUCUGAUGGGAGGGUGAUUGUAUACGAUGAGAACAUGCCUCUGCUGCAAGCAAAGGCAUUGUUCUCAAGAACGAUACUCCUCGUGGGUCCCACCUCCCCCGCCCUCACCAACCUCCUCUUUAUGCCCUUCAACUCAACUGUCGUAGAGAUCCUCCCCUACCCCGUCACUCGCCCCCGCUCCUCCCUCCCCCUCUCGCUCCUCCUCCGCUCGCCCUACCACAAGAAAGCAGCCGCCGAGGCCGCUCUGAUCGGCCAACCGAGCGCCGCCACGUGGCACUUCCAGCUGGCGGAGCGGCUCGGGAUUCGGCAUUAUCUGAGCGUGUGCGACCCCACAUGGCUGGACAAGGGCACGGGGGAAAAGUGCCACGUGGACGAGGUGUAUGCUACAGUGCUCGCUACAGUCCGAAGAAACCCGCCCCUGCUAGCCCUCACAGGGAUCCCCGUAAUCUCCUUUCCGCCAGACGCCGUCCAGCUGUCCCCUGAGCCUCCUACCGACAGCAGCACCGGCAUCCGUGCCAAACCCAGUGACUUGGCCGAAGCUGCCAGCAGGUUCGGCGAUCUCGGCGACUCGAUUCCAGCAGAGUUGGGUCUGGAAAAUGGGUUUAGCGACCUGGGGGAUUUCAGCGAUGCCAUUCCGGGGUCCAGAUUGCAUAAGGGAACGGGACAGGUGGCAGACUUUCGGCGGUGGGCUGCGUGUGUGGCGGAGAGGGGGGAGUGGCGCUUCAACGCUACUCCGCGGGUUCUGCCCUGGUCGCAACGAGGCUAUGACGUCUGCGACCUCGCCCUCGUUCGGGAGAACCGAGGCUUGGGCGGAGCUGAUGCCGAUGCUGUGGCUUUGGUUCGGGAGAUGGGUCGGGAGGAGCGGGAGCGGGCGUGGAAGGUGAGGGAUGCGGUAAAGUACCAGUGGGGGGUUGCUAAGGAGAGGUGUCCGCGUGUGGUUCGGGCGAAGCUAGGCGCCCAAGCUCAGGCUGUUCCAGGUUCGGAGGUUUCCGAACCUGACGAGCUGUUCUCUAGGUUCGACGGGCCUGCGCUGUGUGAGCUGGCUCGGAGGAGGGUCGGCGGGCUGAGGAUUGCCUUUGUCGGGGACUCCCUUACCCGCGAGUCUCACUUCUCCUUUGUGAAUAGCGUUGUAACGCAUGUGCGAAAGCCAGCGAGUGUGGUAACCAGAAAGGACGGCGCGAUGUGGGUGGGGCAGAUGUCGCGGACAAGAGGAGAUACCUAUACCCGAGUGACGUACAGAUUUGAUGAUGCUGGAUGUGGGGAGCUGGUAGUGCAUUACAUUGCAAAUCGCCGGCUUGUACCUGUGGGGGAGGAGAUGUGGGAGCGGGUGAGAUGGAUUAGCACCCCGUGGAUGGAGAGUGAGGAGAUUAAAGGGGCUCAUGUGGUGGUGAUAAAUCGGGGCGCGCAUUUUAAGCCCACGGGGAAUGUCGUGUUGUCGGUGUCGCGCACGCUGCAAUUUCUCCGGUAUAAUUACCCUGAGAAGCUGAUUGUUUACCGGGCGACGGCCCCGGGUCACCUCAACUGCAAGGACUACAGCAAACCCCUUUUAAAGCGGCAAAACGGGAGUGAUUUACCCUUCCAUUGGGGGGAAUUCAAGGUGCAAAACGAGGCAGUGAGGCCGUUAGUGGAGGCAAUGGGGGGUGUGUUCAUGGAUAUAGAUCCGCUGAGUGCCUUGAGACCUGAUGGGCAUCGGGUGUUUGAUGGGAAGGUGGAUUGCUUGCAUUACUGCUUGCCGGGACCGGAAGACACAUGGUCAGAGUUCCUGUAUAAUAUCAUACAGAGGCUUGUUCCUGUAAAGUAG